CAGUGGACAGCAGUCAAAGUGUAAAGAGUUAAAGAAGUAUUUUUUUUUUUUGUAUUGUUUGAAUUAGUUUGAUUUUAUACAUAUUUCUCAUUGAACUAUUGACGUAAAUCUGGUUAUCACAAUAGAAAUAUGCCGCAUUGUAGUUUUCAAGCAGAAAGUAUUCCUUUUAAGGAAAUCGAUAAGCUGGCAAUAUCAGGUGGAUACUCUGCAUUUUUUCCCACUUCUGAACCAUCUGUGCCCGUAGUUGGAGACUGGAGGAAACGUUAUUGUUCGUUAGCAGACACCUUUAAACCUGUUCUCGAUCGAGUCUACAAUUUUGAUGUUCGUGAAGACGAUGUUUUUAUAGUGACCAGUACAAAGUGUGGAACAACAUGGGCUCAAGAGAUGACAUGGCUCAUAAUGAAUAAUUUUGAUUUCGAAAAGGCAAAAAGUAUUGAUUUAACAAUACGAUCGCCAUUUUUAGAAUUUAACGGCGUUGUACCAAAUGUACCGCACGAUACGAUCGAAGAAGCAAAUAAUUUAAAAUCACCUCGUCUACUAAAGUCUCAUCUACCCGCAAUGCUUUUACCGCAACAAAUUUGGACUAAGAAACCGAAGAUUAUUUACGUAUUUCGCAAUCCAAAGGAUGCUGCAGUCUCAUAUUUCCAUCAUUGGCGCGGCAUGGUUGGUUACAAGGGAUCCAAAGAAGAUUUUGUCCAAUCAUACAUGGAUGGUCAUGUUAAUUUUAAUCCAUUUUGGCCCCAUGUUUUGGACUUUUGGCAAAUGCGAAGCAGUUCACAAGUCUUGUUUACGAGCUACGAACGAAUGAAGUGUAAUUUAUCUUCAGUCAUUAAAGAAGUUUGUCAGUUCUUAGAUAAGGAAAUUACACCUGAUCAACUUUCUUCGUUAGUCGAACACUUAUCAUUCGAUAACAUGAAAAAUAAUCCAGCCUGCAAUCACAUUAAAGAAUUCGAAAGUAUGAAGGCUGCUGCCGGUCGAAAAGUCGAUGAAUUUAGGUUUGUUCGAAGAGGUAUUGUCGGCAGCCAUAAAGAUGAACUGGCACCCAAUGUUAUACAGGACUUUGAUGAAUGGAAUGAUGAAAACUUAAGAGAAUACAAUUUAUCUAUUGAUGAUUUCACACAAUAUUCAAAGUACCACUGUUAAUAGCAAUUAAGAGAUGUUUUAAAUAGUAUUAUUUUAUGUUAAUAAAAAAUAUCCAUUAAUAAUAUGCAUACAGUGGCU
Lucilia sericata (common green bottle fly) is the source of this 1221-nucleotide messenger RNA. RefSeq names its product sulfotransferase 1 family member D1. Gene Ontology annotation, cellular component: cytoplasm. Gene Ontology annotation, biological process: sulfation. The transcript has 4 exons. Bases 130 to 1143 code for a protein of 337 amino acids. The record is from RefSeq and is a predicted model, not a curated record. Lineage: Eukaryota; Metazoa; Arthropoda; Insecta; Diptera; Calliphoridae. Gene Ontology annotation, molecular function: sulfotransferase activity.